This is a messenger RNA of Penicillium subrubescens, 1500 nucleotides long. RefSeq names its product pepsin-like aspartic protease. Lineage: Eukaryota; Fungi; Ascomycota; Eurotiomycetes; Eurotiales; Aspergillaceae. Gene Ontology annotation, molecular function: aspartic-type endopeptidase activity. The record is from RefSeq and is a predicted model, not a curated record. Bases 1 to 1500 code for a protein of 499 amino acids. The transcript is spliced from 3 exons. Gene Ontology annotation, biological process: proteolysis.
AUGUGGGGAGCCUCAAUCUUGUCCCUGGCUACCUUGGCUGCUCUGCCAUGCGCCAAUGCAAUUACACUACACAAGCGGGAUGAUCCGGCUGUCUUUGCGCUCCCAGUUACCCGUAGUGAACGGUCCCAAGCUUUACAGAAACGGAGUUCUAAAGUUGCCAGCACGGAUUUAUACAAUGAGCAAAACCUGUACUAUAUGGUGAACAUCACCAUAGGCACCCCACCCCAAAAUCUCUCCCUGAGUCUCGACAUCGGCAGCAGUGACAUCUGGGUCAAUGUCCCCAGCUCCGAUUAUUGCUCCGCAAAGGACGAUCCCUGCUCAUCGACCGGCUUAUUCAACAGCAAAGACUCGUCUACUUUCAAGCAAUUAGAUUAUAAGAUGAACGCGACCUAUGUCAGUGCCUUUUUGGCUGCGGGUCACUAUGCGACCGAUACGUUGGUUAUUGGGGGUGUUAAGGUGAAGGAUAUGGAGUUUGCGGUUGCUGAGGAGAGUCAGAAUCCUCACGGUAUCCUCGGAAUCGGCUACGCAAUUAACACCGACGCCGCAACCAGCCAAGGCCACAACUACGCCAACCUCCCCGAAGCACUCGUCAACAGCGGCGCCAUCAAAUCCCCCGCCUACAGCCUCUGGCUAAACAAAUUCGACGGCACCGGAAACCUCCUCUUCGGCGGCGUAAACAAAGCAAGAUACCAGGGCGAACUGCAGACCGUCCCCGUCUUACCUCUCUAUGGCAAAUACUAUUCCCUCGCCAUCGCGCUCACAGAUAUAUCCGUGAAAACAUCCAGCGGAACCAAGGAUUUCGCAACCGGGCUUCCCAUCGCCGUAACACUCGAUAACGGAAGUGCCUUCAUCGCGCUCCCGCAAGAAAUAAUCGAUCCGAUUUUGAAAGAAGUCGGCGCUGGAUAUUCCAAGAGUGAUGAUGUCGCUUAUAUCGACUGUACAAAGCCCACGCCCGAUUAUAACGUGACAUUCUCCUUCUCCGGCGCUAAGGUCAAUGUCCCGCUCAGCGAACUCGUGCUCGAUGGCUACGCUCAACCCGGUUUUCCCAAGGGAAAUUGUAUCUUGGGUCUGACAUAUAGUCAACCGGGCGUGAACCUGAUGGGUGAUUCGUUCAUGCGUAGCGCAUAUAUCGUGUACGAUCUGGCCAAUAAUGAGAUUUCGCUCGCGAAUACUAACUACGAUGGGGGCGAUGAUGAUAUUCUUGAGAUUGGGACGGGAUCUGAUGCGGUUCCUGGUGCGACCCUGAUGCGUGAUCCUGUUACUUCGGCGACGGGGAAUGGGGCUGUUGCUACUGGGGGUGCGGCUGCGGCGCCGGGGACUACGAUUUAUGUUACUGGGACGGGGACUGCCACUGGGACUGCCACUGGGACGGCGACUGGGACGGCGAAGGGUGGUGCCGCCGCUACUAGUACCUCGAAGGGAUGGGCUGCGGUGCAGACUAGCAAUCCUGGCCAUCUGUUGCCUGGGCUCUUGGGUGCGGGUUUGCUUCUGGCAUUGUAG